UUCAGGAGCUCAUUCCCGUGUAAGAAUCCGUCCUCGUGACAUAUGCUAGAUGAGCACAUGUGCCCUAAACAUCUCCAACUAUAAACCCGUAACAUAUCCGUUGACAUGCGAGGAUGAAGUACCCAUUCCCGAAAAUACUAACCGAUCUAAAGGACAACAUGAACAAACCCCAACUGUGCCAGUUCAUCCAGAACCCUUUCGAGAACCAUCAGAGGAAAGAACACAAAUUAAACGCUGAAAGUGCGCAAAAAACCAACCCUUAUUUCCUGCAGAAAAGUGUGGAUCUAGUCAAGUUCCAACGGGACGUGUACGGUGUCCCUAAAGGUUCAGUGUUCGGUCCGGUGGUUAAUUACCAGGUGCGUUCCGACGAUUUGAAGGACUACAGUUUUCGGUACAGCAACGAUAGUUGCAAUUACAGGGGAGAUUCCAGUGGUGGAGGUGAUAGUUGUUGGGACAGUGACGAGGAGAAGGAAGUGAACCAUGUUUUUGAGCCCCAUAACAAUGGACCGAAGAAGUGCUUGGCUUGGGCUUGCAAGGCCUGCAAGAAGAAGACUGUGGCUGUGGAUAGGAGGAAAGCUGCUACUUUGAGAGAGAGGCGACGACUCAGAAAGGUCAAUGAAGCUUUCGAAUUAUUGAAAAAAAGGACCUGUAGUAAUCCUGGACAAAGAUUGCCCAAAGUGGAGAUACUGAGAAGUGCAAUAGAAUACAUAGAAUACCUAGAAGAACUACUGCAAGGAUCAAAAUCAUCAAUUGAAGCUUCUACUAACUUAACAAUCAAUAACAAUAUUAUGAAUAGCCAGGGAAAUCACAUCCUAACAGAAAAAUUGGGCAGUUUUUCUGAACAAACCAACAAAUUUUCAUCUGCAAAUGGGUUUGAUCCAACAUCUUCACCUACAACCUCAAGUCUGGACUGCCUGAAUUUGAUUGUCCAAAAUUUAUCUAAUAAUAAAAUAACCGAAUCUAUUGAACCUACAUAGUUAAUAAUAAAUUAUAUUACAUGUUAUAA
Molecule: messenger RNA, 1006 nt
Organism: Coccinella septempunctata (seven-spotted ladybird)
Lineage: Eukaryota; Metazoa; Arthropoda; Insecta; Coleoptera; Coccinellidae
Gene: nau
Product: transcription factor SUM-1
Exons: 4
Coding region: 114-977 (287 amino acids)
Biological process (GO): regulation of transcription by RNA polymerase II; positive regulation of myoblast differentiation; muscle organ development
Molecular function (GO): RNA polymerase II cis-regulatory region sequence-specific DNA binding; DNA-binding transcription factor activity, RNA polymerase II-specific; protein dimerization activity
Source: RefSeq, a predicted model, not a curated record